AUGGCUGCUGGCGGGCCGCGCCCAUACCGGCGCAUUUUGACGUCUGCCCUGCACCGAAGAUUUGUUCAUGCUUCAGCUUUGGCGCUGCUGGUCAACUAUUUAAUUGCAUUCCUCAUUGGUGAUAAAUCAUCUUUCCUAUGGUCAUGGUUUCCAAUCGGAGCAUGUGGAAUUCGUACAGUCCUCUUGUUCAUCUCUAGUCUCGUUGUCUUCGUCCUGCGUGUUGGGCAGAUGCACAUUGGUUCGAGAACCACCACCUCUCCGCUUUUCACUCUGCAAGACUCCCUCCCGUUUAAGGCGAUCCAGACUACAGGGUGGUAUCUGUUCUCGGCCUGGUGGUUCAGUGAAAUCUAUACGUGGUCGUCUCCUAGAAGCGCAAAUCUGGAAUGGGUAAACCAAGCAAGGCCCCACGAAAGAGUGUCCUUGAACGAGCAGACGGUCUACUUCUACGCCUGCAAUUUUGCCUUAGCAAUUGUGCAGUCGGCAAUCCACUUCUACUAUGAUUUCGAUCUCAUCCCCAUUCCCGUCGCCAAGCCAGCCACUGGUGCUGCUGACCAGCGGAGGCAUCCCGUCUCGCCGAUUUCCAAGCAGAUUCAACAGGCGCUACCUCGAAUUGUCGCUGAUGCAGUCAAGCGGGUGGUCAAAGUCACCGCUAUCCUACCUUUCUUAUACGUGAUCUUUUUUAGGCGCGCAGCUUGGAGCUUCGCUAUGUUUUUCGCCAAACUGUUCUGGAACUUCCCGCAAUCCGCCGCAGACCCUCCAUCACUCAAGACCUUCGGCUUUUGGCAUGUGUUCCGACCUCUGUGGUCGGGGACACUCCUCGUCAUCUGCUGGGAAACCGCCAACCUUUUCUUCUCUGUGUUCCUCAGCAAGGAGCCUCUGAAGAGGGGCCAACCAUUGACAGCAGACGCGAAGGAUCCCAACGGCAGCCUUUUGACCGGAUUAAUUGCGAAAAAAGAAGCCGUUCGUGCCUUUGCUUUUUGGGAGUUGUCUUUCAUCAGUCAACAAUUCCCUGACCGACGUAAGGCGAUCUUCAACGACAUCGAUCGUGAAGGUGCGCCGGCGUGGACACAAAUCCUGCAAUCUGCCAGCGAUGUGAUCAAAGGCGUCUCGGCUCGCAUUGAAGAAGAAACGAAACCUCAACCGGGCUCGAAGCAACCGCAACCAGAGCAGCCGCCUCCCGUUCUACAGACCCUGCCCCGUCUCACCGAAGCGCCCAAGGCGCAAGACAUUUUUGCGCCCUCCCCCAAGGCAACUUCACGCCGACAGCAUUUUGAGGAGGCCUUCAGCACAACUGCCAAGUCUUACGGCCAAUCUACUCCGGACUGGCCAGGUUGGUCACCUGGAAGCAGUCUUCGCGCCCGUGACGCCAUCAACCGUGCCUCGACAUCCUACCGGGAGCUCAAGAUUCUCACGGGCAUGUCGGCCGGCAAACCGGCCAACGUUCAUUCACUCGUCGCCCUUUUCCUGCGCUCCCCAAUUGGCUGGCUGUUUCGACAAACCUAUGCCCGCCGGCUGUCGGCUGUCGUCCUCGGCUCUCCUAAUUCCACCGCAUGCACUAUUGUCGAUGCGAUCGACUCGCUAACUCGUCUUCUCGUGGCUAGUCUCCUGGAAGAUCAAUACGGCAAGGUCCAGGCGGAUGUUCCUGCCGUCGUACGUCUUUACACCGAUACGAUCUUGAUUCUGGAGACGUUCGUCAACAAGGGAAUGAAUGUGCACUGGACAGAUAUCUACUUCCCGUCAGAAAAUAGCCCCCAGGACCAGUUGGAGGCACGACGGGUGCCGGAAGUGGAUCUUGUUCGCGAUGUGUUGAAGCACUCUCUCAGCGAUCUUCUAUCUGCAUUCAACCCUUACCUCAAAGACAUUGGACUUGUCGGAAAAGAUCUCCGGCUAGCCAGAGAGGCAGCUAGUCUUAUUGAGUAUGAGACGUCCACAAAAUAA
Molecule: messenger RNA, 1938 nt
Organism: Aspergillus affinis
Lineage: Eukaryota; Fungi; Ascomycota; Eurotiomycetes; Eurotiales; Aspergillaceae
Product: nucleoporin NDC1
Exons: 3
Coding region: 1-1938 (645 amino acids)
Biological process (GO): spindle pole body localization; nuclear pore organization
Cellular component (GO): spindle pole body; nuclear pore transmembrane ring
Molecular function (GO): spindle pole body-nuclear membrane anchor activity
Source: RefSeq, a predicted model, not a curated record